Messenger RNA from Panicum virgatum (switchgrass), 1267 nucleotides. Its product is annotated as B-box zinc finger protein 25-like. Gene Ontology annotation, molecular function: zinc ion binding. The record is from RefSeq and is a predicted model, not a curated record. The coding region runs from base 203 to 994 and encodes 263 amino acids. Gene Ontology annotation, biological process: photomorphogenesis; regulation of DNA-templated transcription. The transcript is spliced from 3 exons. Gene Ontology annotation, cellular component: nucleus. Lineage: Eukaryota; Viridiplantae; Streptophyta; Magnoliopsida; Poales; Poaceae.
CGCUCGCUCGCUCGCGUGGCCGGCUUAUAUGCGCCACUCGCCCGCCCGCUGGAUCUCCCCUCCUCCUUCCUCCACCACCUUCCAGCAAGCGAGCCUUAUCUUCUUCUUCGUCCAUCCGUCCUGGCAUUGGCUAGUAGGUGUCGCGAGACAGGGAGGGUAGCAGCGAGCUGAGAGGUUCACGGUGGGGGCGGCGGCGGCGGCCAUGAAGAUCCAGUGCGACGCGUGCGAGGCCGCGGCGGCCACGGUGGUGUGCUGCGCCGACGAGGCGGCGCUGUGCGCGCGCUGCGACGUCGAGAUCCACGCCGCCAACAAGCUCGCCAGCAAGCACCAGCGCCUCCCGCUCGAGGCGCUCUCCGCCAAGCUCCCCCGCUGCGACGUCUGCCAGGAGAAGGCGGCCUUCAUCUUCUGUGUGGAGGACCGGGCGCUCUUCUGCCGGGACUGCGACGAGCCCAUCCACGUCCCCGGCACGCUCUCCGGCAACCACCAGCGCUACCUCGCCACCGGCAUCCGCGUCGGCCUCGCCUCCGCGGCCUCCGCGUGCGGCGACGCCGGCGACGCCCACGACUCGGACCACCACCCCCCGCCCAAGGCCGCAGUCGAGCCGCCGCCGCAGCCCGCCGUCUCCGCCGCGGCGGCGCAGCAGGUGCCCUCGCCGCCGCCGUUCCUGCCGCAGGGCUGGGCCGUCGACGAGCUCCUCCAGUUCUCCGACUACGAGUCCGGCGACAAGCUGCAGAAGGAGUCGCCGCUCGGGUUCAAGGAGCUCGAGUGGUUCGCCGACAUCGACCUCUUCUACGACCAGGCGCCGCCCAAGGCCGGCAGGGCGCUGGCGGAGGUGCCCGAGCUUUUCGGAUCCCAGGCGGCAAGCGACGCGGCGUACUACAGGCCGAGCAAAGCCGGCGCCGGCGCCGGCGCCGGGGUGCGCCAGAGCAAGAAGGCCCGGAUCGAGGUCACCGACGACGAAGAGGACUACCUCAUCGUCCCUGACCUUGGCUGAAAGAAAGAGCGCGAGAAUUUUGGUUCUUCGCCUGUUGUGGUGUUGUAUACCAGAAGAAUUCUACUGUGUACAGGCUAGUGUCAUGUGUUGUGCAUCUUGACUGUACUGUAGUAUUGCUCAGCUGUGAACAUGAUAAUUCUAGCCACUGUGUGUAACAGCCUGUGUGACAUUUUGAUGGUUUUAAUAUGGCUUUUGUCUCGAAACAGUUGAAGCACUUUAGUGGAGAAGAGGCAAGUACUACUAUGAAGUAUAAACAUCUGUGAAUUCUGACCA